Acanthoscelides obtectus is the source of this 2365-nucleotide messenger RNA. The record is from the annotation of a GenBank genome assembly. Lineage: Eukaryota; Metazoa; Arthropoda; Insecta; Coleoptera; Chrysomelidae.
UUGACAGUUAUUUGAGGUUAUGUGCGUGCUGGUGUGGUUAUGUUGUUAUUCAAGUUUUUCUUUGUGAAACAAAUAUUUCCUGUGAAAAAACACAUUUCGCUGCUUUAAACCAGAAACGUUUACUCAGAAGAUGAUUGAGUCGUGUCCUAAAAAGCGAAUGGUAUUUGGAAUAACGUUCUUGGUAUUGUAGGUGCUUAAUUUUCUCAUGUACCAAACAUCUGCUUCAUCUUGUAUGUUCCAGGCUAACAGUACUAGUGCUGAUCAUUGAGUCCCACUGGACUGACGGUAAGCAACGUAUACGAAAGCCAAAGUUUUUAGUUGAACAAAACUCGACUUGUUGGGAAAAGGAAAAGUACGAAGUGAUCAAAGACUGUGAACCCUGUUCUGCCUUUGAGAUCAAAAGCAAACAUAUUGGCGUAUGCAUCCAUACUCAUUACAAAGAGGUGCUCAAGUGUGCAAAUGGUGAGAUUGUAACCAGAAGUUGUGAUAAGGCUGCAUAUUAUGAUGAGCAGCAAUAUUGGAAGUUUGAAGGCUUUAUGUUUCUUGCAAGCAUAAUUUCUACUAUUUGUGUUACAACUAGAAGGAGGGUAUUAGAGAAACGCAUGCUGCAGAGGGUUCAGAGACAACUAGCUAAUUCUGUCUAAAUAAGAAUGGCUGCUUUAUUUAUAAAUGCAUACCAAACCUCAAGAAACAAACCUGAAACAUUGUCGUUUGACAUAGAAACUCUUAUAACAAUAUUUGUUUACCAACUAUCAACAAGUAAGGUUGAACUACAUGUAAAACCAAUUUACGAAGUGCCAGAAGAACCACUCAUUUCAUGCUCUACAAAACACAUCAAAUAUCAAACUGGAUCUCUUAUACCAAAACUUGCAACAUUCUGUAAAUGGCCAGUUUUGGUGUUAGAAAAUCAUAUAAUUGCUGGAGUAUGCUCAGUUUCUCGGCAACUCCUAAAGUUGAGUAAUAAAAAUGAUAUAAAAGCAUUGCUGGGUUUCAAGGAAGCCUGUUUAGCAGCUUGCUCAGAAAGCUCUAUAUGGACAAGGUUCUGUGAAGUUGAUAUUGUUUGUAUGAUAAAGAAGGUGCUUAAGCAAGAAAAUAUGAAUGGUGUAUUUCACAUACCAGAGGAAGUUGUAAGAUUUGAGUACCAUUUAUCAAAGCCUGUAAAGAUGCAUAAUAUAUACAAAGCUGCUAGACAAAAGAAUAAUGAUAAAGGUCUUACAUCUAGCAUACCUAAGGAGGAACUAAAUUUAGAACAUGAUUUUGGAGAAGGUACUGCCAUGACAUUAGCGGAUGUUAUUUUGUAUCCAGGUUUUAAAAUAUUCUUCACUAUCACUCCUAGAGAACUCAUUAAAAGCAAACUUCCUUUAACAGCAAAAUGGUUAUCAAGAAUGGAUAACAAUGGCUUACCUGAGCUUUGUUUCAAUCUACCAGCAUGUAAGAUUGGAAUAAAAGAAAUGGUGCUGCCAGAAUUUCAAAAACAGAGUCUGUAUACCUCAGAUCCAGCAAGAUAUAAGCCUCAAAAACGCAUUUAUACGAAACAAAUAGAUAUUGACAAUGUGUUGAAAAGCUUUGAUCAAACAAGUACAAAUACAUUUAUUCCAUAUGGACAUGAGAUUAAUUUCAAUUGGUCAAAAAUCCCUCUGGAAGCCAGUCCUAAUGGCGGUGCACUUCCAGAAAAGAGAGCGAAUAGAAAAUGCGAGCAAUUAGAAAAUCUAGCAAAAGCUGUGAUAAAAAUGGCUGGGGAUAAGCAGCAGACAAUUGUAGAUUUUUGCAGUGGAAGUGGGCAUGUCGGAAUACUUAUAGCUGUUUUGCUACCUAAGUGCCGGGUGUUCCUAGUAGAGAACAAGGAACAGUCCCUGUCCAGAGCCCGUGACCGCAUCGCCAGUCUCGGCCUCAACAAUGUUACCAUAGUACAGUCAAACCUGGACUACUUCAUAGGUUCUUUUGAUAUUGGUGUAGCACUCCAUGCUUGCGGUGUUGCCACUGAUCUGGUCGUUGACAAAUGCCUGUCGUCCAAGGCACACUUUGUAGUUUGUCCUUGUUGCUACGGAGGUAUCAAAAACUGUGUUGGAGUCAGCUAUCCUAGAAGUGCUACAUAUCGGGAUCUUGGGAUUACCCAUGAAGAUUAUCUAGUGCUAGCUCAUUCUGCAGACCAAACUCAUGGAGAAGAUAAUGGCAAAACAAAGCAAGGAUAUUUUUGUAUGGAUUUGGUUGAUACUGAUAGAAAAAAAUACGCAGAAAGUUGUGGUUAUGAUGUUCACUUGGGUAAAUUGCAGCCUACACAUUGUACCAAUAAAAAUAAUUUGUUAGUCGGUAUUUAUAAGAAUUAAUUGUUAUUUUUUAAUAAAAUACAUUUGUUUUUAUCUAG